Porites evermanni is the source of this 3848-nucleotide messenger RNA. The record is from the annotation of a GenBank genome assembly. Lineage: Eukaryota; Metazoa; Cnidaria; Anthozoa; Scleractinia; Poritidae.
AUGAAAGAGAAGUCUGUCAUCAUUGGCUUGCCUGUGGUACCUUUUAACCAGUCAAAACAUUCAGAUGUGUGCCAGUAUCUUCAGUACAUACAAAACCUUCUUGUUGACAUCUACAAGCCAGAGGUACAGUUUGUUUUACUGAUCUUUGUCUGCUGAAAUCCUUUGAAAGUCAUUUGUGUUUAAUCUUAUUUACCAGUGACUAUAUAUAUAAUAAAGAAAUUAAAACAUUAUAGAGAUCUAUACGUUUUAUUAAUCACGUAAAAAAAAUUAUAGAGUAAUGUAUUAUUAACAUACCCUUGCUUUUCAGUGAUGUUAAUGUAGCUGAUUUUAAAUAGAUGACAUGGGCAUAUAAGCCAGCCCAUAAACCAGUGGGCCCAGGCCUACAAAUUUUGAUCACUCUACCACCUGUUAUCAAUUAUUGUGUGUUGUUGAGGUGAGCUCAAGAGCCCAGUGACUGUGAUGGUGAGAUCAGUGUGUUCUAGUCAUGAGAGCAAUCAACAGUGAGCAUUUUUUUAGGUUAUGUGGAAAUGAAGGUCAGCCAGGCCUACAACAAGUCAAAAAGCAGAGGCUAAUUGCCCCUGGAUGAUUGCAUAAAAUAUGCACUGUUUUUCUUUUUGCUUUUAUAGCCAUUGUUUAACACACAAAAUGGAACAUGGACUCCUGCAGUACUGAAAUAAUGGAAAUGUUUAUUUCUUUCUAGGCCCAGCAUGGACCAAUAAAUGCAGAUGAGAUUUUAAGGAAUGUUAAAGUGCCUCUUGUAGGGGACCUACUUGGAAGGGAACGCGUGACUGGUGCUAAGAAAACCAGACUAGGAUGUGACAGUCCAUCUGAGAGGUUUCAAAACAUUGUUGAAGCACCAGCACUUUGGCACACAAAGCAGUCUUUCCUUGGUGUAAGUAAAUUGAGGAUAUAACUUCAAAAUUGAUGUAUAUGCAUUCCUUGUUUUGUAUUGACACUUAAUGGUAUUUAAACAUGUAUUGAAAUCUUUUAAAGUUCUCUAACACUAGACAUUCAUGUUAACUGCCUAAACAUAUAAUUAAACAUAUUAUUAUAUUAGAUAACAAGAUGAGAUAAUUUUCCUAAUACAUGCAUGUACAUUUAUUACAAAAUUACUUAAUUUUAUAAGUCUACUUAAAAGAACAUGAUCUGACCCCAGUUUCAUGAAACUUUUUACUUUGUCCUGAAGUUACAAUCAUAUAGUUAUUAAAUCUACUUUACUUGACAACAGUGACAUAUUAAAUUUACCUUCAUCAUGAAGCAUAAAUAAUAUGAUAACCUAAAACAACACGAUUUUCUAGUUUUACAUGUUGUAAGCCCUGAUGACCUGUAUAUGUAAAUAUAUAUUUUACAUAAAAAAAGUAAGCCACACAGCAUACAUGACAGGUGACUCCCUAUAACUCAACCCCUCACUAACUUUAACCUCCCGCUAACUCGAUGGCUUGAGGUGCUUGCUUGAAUUGGAGUGUGCAUGAUAAUUAUUGCAUAUUUCCCUCCCUAUCCAUUUGCUAAUUUUGUUUAUUUUCAGCUAUUUGGUUCAAACUCCUGAUAACUCCAUAACUUGAACAUUCAUUGAUUUCCCUAGAAGGUUCGAGUUAUUGGGAGUCAAUUAACUGUCAUUUAUAGUUGAUGUUAUUUUUUUUUCUUUACUAUUAAUCAGUUUAUUUGGGAGCAACUGUAUCAGCCGACAGCUACAGGUGGACGAGAACAAGGGACCCUGUAUCACUUAAGACAGCUAUUCAAGUUGGUCAAUGUACCACCCAGUGUAAAGAAGAACUACUCUGCUUGUGAAGCCUUAAUGCUUUCAGCCACUAAGGCAUACCUUUGCAGUGCCUUUAUGACUUGGGCUCAAAUUUCAAGCACAGAUGACUCUCCUUCGUGGUUUGAUGAAAUUAAGAGCAAAGAAGAUCCAUCAGCAAAAUGGGCAAGCCUUCAGGAACAACUUGGGAAAUUUGUUGACGAAUUUGUCAUGAUUGAGUUUGACAUUGAAAAAACUUGGCGUGAACAACUAGAACAAAGAAGGCAGCAAAGGGAGAAGCAAAUGAUGGGUCAUGAGAGUGCUGUUACCGGCCAAACGAUUACAGCAGACCGUCAUCAAUCCCAUAAUGCAGCACAAGAUGCAAAGACACCUGGUUUGUGAUAAUUUAACCUUAGGGCAAUUCUUUUUUUGUCACAUUUUUUCCCCUUUAAGCAGAAAAAUGUAAAUUUCACUUGCUUCAUUAAAACACUGUACAUGUAUUACUGGAAAUACAAAAGCUGGCACAUUUAUCAGGAAAGAAUAGAAAUACAAAAAAAAAUCAUAAAAUAAAAUAUCUUACAAUAAUUUAAAUUGUCAUCAGAACAUAUUUUUCUUCUUUGAGUAACGAAAAAAAGAAAUCAAAUAAUUUUUUUCAAAAGUUCAAUGGUGCUAAAUACGAUUUCCUGAGUUCUAUGUCUACUUUAUAGUGAAUUCAAUCCAUCUGUAAGGUGUUGCUUCACUGUAUCAGCUGUGUUUUUGGACUGUGGUUGUGUCAAAUAUAGAUAUACUCUAUGUAUAACUAAGAACAAUUUCCAAUCAUUCAGGUGGAUAAUACCAAGAUAAAAUUAAAACAAUAUAUCUUUUAUAUUCAUGGCUUCACUCGAUUUGCAUUUACUUAUUAUAGAUUUAUUAUUAUCUAGCUGCUUAAAGGCUGUACAACAUACUUAUAAUAAGACAAGUAUAAACUGUACAAUAAUCAGAAAAUCGCCAAUUAAUAAUAUAUAAGACCAAAAGAGGAUUGAAAGGUGUGGUUCGAAUUGUCUGUUUUCCCAGCCUUUGCCUUUUUUAUCUGUUUCAAUUAAAAUGACUGUGAUUUCAUUUUUUGGCAGGAGCCAUUGUUAUAUUGCUUCAGGGAUCUCCCGCAAAUUACAAAGUUCUAGGAGUUGGUAAGGUCGUUAGUUUGCAAGGAACUCAAUUGCAAGUACCAAGUGAUUGUGCACCAGUCCAUGUUGUCUCAACUAAAUCCUGUGCCACUGGCAUUCUGGUGCCAGGUCAACUUGUACUAUGGCCAAUUGCCAUGUUGGCCUUGUAUACACCUCCCGGUACUGCACAGGACCAAAAUGGCAGAAAUAUUGUUUCUGGUAUUCCCUCAGAUAGUCAAGAUGACAGACUUUUUAAUUACGGGCUACAGGUUCUUCAGCUUGGAGUUAUGUUGAUGCAAUUAAAUGACACAGAAUGUGAAGGAGAUGGUGGUCGCAGUUUGAUCAACUGGAAAAUGUUGCUACUAUACUUUAGGUGCCGUCCAAGGGGUAUGAAGUAUGCCUAUGAAGCAAUGCGCUUCAUCACAUGCAUCAAAGCAUUGUACUCUGAGAAGACUGCUCAUAGAAUAUUGCAUGGGCAAUUUGUUAAUCCCAGGGGGGGUGAAGGAAAAAAUUAUGCCAAUGAUCUCAAAAUGGAGCACUGUAUCCAAGACAACAAACAGUCAAUGAGGGCAAUGCGAGGUAACAAAACUCUUAAGGCAGUGCAGAGGUCAUCAUCUUCCUCAUAUGGUCAGAAGGAGUUCUGUGUCCAUUUUGAUAGAGAGUGUGACAUUCCACCCGAUUCCACUCGCCACACCCAUGCCUGCACUACAGAAGAUGUAAGAGCGAUGAUAACCAUUAUUCAGCAGACAAAACCUUUCGUCUUUACAGCAGGAAGAAAGCUGCUUUCAUUUCCACAAGUUUCAAAGAGCCCACUUGACAAACUGAAUGUUUCGCUUCUUCACAGCUGGUUAUCGAACCACAAAUGUAAGCUUUUCAAUGGGGAGUUUGAAUUGAAUGAAGAGUCAGCAGAAGAGGAAGGGGUAGAAGACAGUGGAGAUGAACAUGAUGAUAGUUCUGAAGAGGAUGUCUGA